AUGUGGGAGCCGGAGCGCUACCCUUUCACCGGGAAGGGCUCCUCCAGGAUAGAGGAAGCAUGCGACAUCUACGCCCGAGCAGCAAACAUGUUCAAAAUGGCCAAAAACUGGAGCGCCGCGGGGAACGCCUUUUGCCAGGCGGCGCAGCUCCACCUGCAGCUGCAGAGCAAGCAUGACGCAGCCACCAACUUCGUGGACGCGGGCAAUGCCUUCAAGAAAGCCGACCCGCAAGAGGCCAUUAACUGUUUGAUCAGAGCUAUCGAGAUCUACACAGACAUGGGUCGGUUCACCAUCGCCGCGAAGCACCACAUAUCGAUAGCGGAAAUCUAUGAGACGGAGCUGGUGGACAUCGAAAAGGCGAUAGCCCACUACGAGCAGGCUGCGGAUUACUACAAGGGGGAAGAGUCCAACAGCUCUGCCAACAAGUGCUUGCUGAAAGUGGCCACUUACGCGGCCCAGCUGGAGCAGUACCAGAAGGCCGUGGAGAUCUACGAGCAGGUGGGCACCAGCGCCAUGGACAGUCCCCUGCUGAAGUACAGCGCCAAGGAGUACUUCUUCAAGGCGGCCCUCUGCCACUUCUGCAUCGACAUGCUCAACGCCAAGCUGGCCGUGCAGAAGUACGAAGAGAUGUUUCCGGCGUUCACGGACUCCAGGGAGUGCAAGCUGGUCAAGAAAUUGCUGGAUGCUCACGAGGAACAGAACAUUGAUGGCUACACCGAUGCGGUGAAGGAAUACGACUCCAUCUCCCGCCUGGACCAGUGGCUCACCACCAUGCUGCUCCGCAUCAAGAAAACC
Aptenodytes forsteri (emperor penguin) is the source of this 795-nucleotide messenger RNA. RefSeq names its product NSF attachment protein alpha (gene NAPA). Gene Ontology annotation, cellular component: terminal bouton; vacuolar membrane; synaptobrevin 2-SNAP-25-syntaxin-1a complex. The transcript has 11 exons. Gene Ontology annotation, biological process: regulation of synaptic vesicle priming; SNARE complex disassembly; synaptic transmission, glutamatergic. The annotation marks the transcript as partial. The record is from RefSeq and is a predicted model, not a curated record. Gene Ontology annotation, molecular function: soluble NSF attachment protein activity; syntaxin binding. Lineage: Eukaryota; Metazoa; Chordata; Aves; Sphenisciformes; Spheniscidae.